This is a messenger RNA of Olea europaea var. sylvestris, 408 nucleotides long. RefSeq lists its product as uncharacterized. The transcript is spliced from 2 exons. The record is from RefSeq and is a predicted model, not a curated record. Gene Ontology annotation, molecular function: protein dimerization activity. Bases 1 to 408 code for a protein of 135 amino acids. Lineage: Eukaryota; Viridiplantae; Streptophyta; Magnoliopsida; Lamiales; Oleaceae.
AUGGAUGAAGCUUUCUUCAACCUCAAAAGCAUAUCUUGUGUAGCUCAGAAGUUGGUUGAAACUGGAAGUUCUUGUUAUUUUUCAUUGGUUUAUAGGUUGAUCACAUUGGUUUUGAUAUUACCUGUGGCAAUUGCAAGUGUUGAAAGAGUAUUCUCUGCUAUGAAUCUAGUCAAGAAUGAUCUGUGCAACAAAAUGGGAGACGAAUUGUUGAAUGACAAGUUGGUGGUUUACAUGGAAAAAGAUCAUUUUAUAAAACUUGAGAAUGAGACAAUAUUACAAUGUUUUCAAAAUAUGCGACCUCGUAGAAUUCAGUUGUCUAAAUUUACAAUUACAGGGACAUGGCUUUUACGAUCAUUGAUUGUCGACGGUCAACGAUCAAAGUUAACCUCCGCCCUAGCUGAACGUUGA